Molecule: messenger RNA, 3620 nt
Organism: Seriola aureovittata
Lineage: Eukaryota; Metazoa; Chordata; Actinopteri; Carangiformes; Carangidae
Gene: cep55l
Product: centrosomal protein 55 like
Exons: 12
Coding region: 125-1639 (504 amino acids)
Biological process (GO): regulation of phosphatidylinositol 3-kinase/protein kinase B signal transduction; mitotic cytokinesis
Source: RefSeq, a predicted model, not a curated record
GAAACGAAAGCGUCUGGUUGGUAAACGGUCUUGUUGUCACAAACAGACUAUAUAUCAGAGGAUAUCUUCAAUUCGCUUCUUCUACUCUCUCCAGGUUAAGGCCUCAACACCAACAAAAGCAGACAUGACAUCUAAAGGUGCCAAAGAGACCAUCGUCAGCAAGUUGGGUUUCAAAUCCAGCAGCUCUGCAUCCAAGGCUGAGGCGGAGCUUGAGAGAGUCAGGAAGGAGAACGCUCACCUGAGGAGAAAGAUUGAUGAUCUGGCCAAACGACACAUCAAACCACCUGACUCAGACAAAAGCAAGCUGCUGGAGAGGAUUCUUUCCCUUGAGACGCUACGGGAGAGGAACAAUCAGCAGUUGCUGGUUAAAGAACAGGAACUUGAUACUAUGAGACAGCAGCUGUCAGCUAGAGGAGGAGAGGUGGUAGCAUCACUGCAGGCGCAGCUGGAGCAGCGGAGGAAGGACGCAGAGCAGAGAGACAUGUUGUUCCAGAGCCUGUCACAGGAGACGGAGAACCUGAAAAACAAACUGACCACUGUUUCUGCCCGCUGCCAGUCUCUGGAAACGCAGGUGACGCAGAAUGGACAGGUACCUCCUGCAGACUUGGCAUUGGUACAAGAUCAACUGAGAGAUGCACUUGAGAAGAACCAACAGUGGCUGGUGUAUGACCAGCAGAGAGAGACCUAUGUCCAGUCCGUCCUUGCCCGCUCCAUGGAGCUGGAGCAGCAGCUCGCCCAGGCAAAGCAGCAACAAACCAAACAAGAGGCAGGUUCUGAUGCAGGUCCAGAAAAAGAAGUUCAGCGGAAGAGCCAAUGUGACCAGUUGCUGGUGGAGGUGCAGAAAGACCUGGAGAGCCAAAAAGAUCAGGUUUCCAGAACCCAACAGGAGCUCAACAUGCAGAGGGAACAGACCUUCAAAGCUCAGGCUGAGCUGAAGUCUCAACGGGAGCAGGUCACAAGGGUCCAGGAGGAGACGUUGGCGCUGCAGAGGAGGUACGAGGUGAAGUGCAGCGAGCUGUCGUCCUUUCUGAUGAAGUAUGAAGAAAAGAGCAAAGAGCUGGAGGGGGCCAAGAUGCAGCUGCAAGCAGAGCGACUUAGCAACAGACAUGCAGCGUGCGAGGAGAGAAUGGUGUCGUCUGAGCGGGCGGACAGGAUGAGAGUGGAACUGGAGAAUAUGGACAUCAGAUUGGAGGAGGAGAGGAAGAGAUCUGCUGACCUUCUGCAGCAGGUAAAUAUGUUGCAGAAGUCUUUUCUGAGCCAAAAUGAAGAACAGAGGAGAAUCGCAGCUCUGGAGCAACAGAUCCAACUCUCUGCCAAGGACUUUGAGAAUGAAAAGAUUGAUCGCCAGAGCAUGCAGCACCAGUUACAUAAGGUGCUGAAGGAGCUUCGCAAGGCUCGUGAUCAGAUUGCUAAACUGGAGUCUGCUAAACAGCCGAAUGCCCGUUUCUCAGAGCCCAGCUCCUAUAACAGGCUUGAGUUUGAGCGUCUUACUAUCGAUGACACUCUUGGCCCUACAUCUCCUUCUAAAGUCACCAACCUCCUGGAUGAAAGUUUCUUAGAGUGCCCAAAGUGUCGGGCCACCUAUCCCACUAGCCGCCACAGGGAGCUCCUGGCACACAUUGACUUCUGCCUUGCCUAAGCUCACACAGAGUCUAGAUCAGUGGUUCCCAGCCUUGGUGUCGGGUCAUAAAAACAUUUUUUGCUGCAGAUCUCUGAAGGAAAUUCAAAUAAUGGAUCACAAACCAAAAAGGCGAGGAACUACUGGACUAGAUCAUAAGAUCAGUUCAGGAUCUUUUAGGAAAGUCUGAAAGGUAUUGACAGGCAGUUUUAGACUAUUCCAUAUGUUCCAAUUUGGAAAAAAAAAAAAAAACUGAUUCCACAAACGCAGCAACAAAGAAAAUUGAAAGGCAUUUUUAAACUCAUAUGGGAGGCUAUUUACAUGGUCUGCCAUCUCAUUUUUUGCUAUCAUUUCGUAUGAACUGCAAAGUUGCUGAGCCCUCAGGCAAGACAAUAAGUCUGAAAUAGAAACUCCUGCUGUUAACGAUCACUGGAUACAAACUGAGAAUGUUUUAAACAAUGAGACAUCAAUUGGUCCCAAGCAUGAUAGUGUGUACAGUUAACAUUUAAAAUAAACAAACUUUACACACUUUAGUCUUUUUAGUAAAUACAAAUAAAAAUGUAUAUUUUUUUACACAAAAGGAAAUCAAGGGAUUGUCUUAAUAUGCUACAUGUUUCAUGUUCCAAUAACCUUAAAAUUAUUCAAGAUUGUUUCAUGCUACAUGAGUAUGGCAGUUUAAAAAAAAAAAAAAACACACAAUUCACCUGUUUACACUUUCAUGGCUUGUUUGUAUUCCAGUUCUUUGCCCUUACAUGUCAUCAGGCCAAAGAUUGAUCUGAUCAUUGAAAAAGACCUAUCGUAUUCCUUUCACAUGUUUUAUGUAUAUGUCUGAGGUCUGCCUGCUUCAUUUUUUGAGCUCAGUCAUAUUUUAUAGUUUUGUUUUUUUAUGAAGCUCUUAGAUAAUUCUGUUUUUUGUGUGUAUUUGAUCAAAUUAUUUAUUCUUGGGUGGUUUUAUGCAUGAGCUACUGUCUUUUUAGGUAAUGAAAGCUUUUAUUUUCCUUCAGUAAAUAUGAGCAAUGAUAAUUAUGUAUUACUGUACAAUGUUCUGCAUUUAUGAUGGCCUUAUGUGUAUUAUCAUGGGAUAUACCUUAUUGUAUUUAAUAUAAAAGUUUACAAACCUACCUAAUAUGCUCCAUUGACAAACCAGCAUUUCCUCCACUCCUAGUUUCAGUAAUCAAUUCCUUCUGUGUAACACUUUCCUCAGCAUGUCUAAUAAUGGUAGCAUAUUUGCAUUGUUCUAAAGAAAGAGAAUUUACCCAUAAUCAGCAGUGGUUAUUUGCCAUCUGACAGUAAUGAGGUGAAAGACAAAAUAAUAGGGAACAUUUUUCUAUGUUUCGGCUUUCUAACAUUAUAAUUGUCAUAAUCGUGGAUAAAACUGCAUCUAAUGUGUCUGCCAUGUGUUACCUAUUAUAUCCGUAGUGUUGUGUUCUAGUACAAAGUGUAGCAGUGUUUCUCUGUCUAGGGUGUUGCAAACAACAGGAGAACGCUCACUGACUGUAACCAUGACUAAGAUCUUUCACUGGCUUUAACCACAUAGUUUUGAUUUGCCUAAACAUACCAGACCUUAAACGUCCUGCAUCAGGGAACUUAAUUUGCUCACAUGUUGCCAGGUUCUUCAUGUAUUCUUUCCUGUUUGAUUGAAGCUCGCUUCCAUCUCCGCCCUGUGUUCAUAAGCCCGCAGCCCUGUAAGGCUGGAAUGAGAUUGCAUGAGUUAAUUCCUUGUACUAAACUAUUUAAGGUAGGGGAUUAGUGAACGUCCUCUUGGUAGGGGAAAAGGGUUAAGGUGCCUUUAUUCCUGCUGCCUAGGCAAUGUGACUAAAUAGACUUAAGACAGACAGACACUGCUAUACUGUCAUCUUUUACAGAGUUGUGUUGUCUUAACUUAGGCCAUGUGUAUUUUUUUUUUGAGUCAUCUUUUUCUGUUAUUGUAAUCAUGUGCUCCAAAGUUGUUUUUAUGAUGCACUGUACUGUACAAAAAUGUGCAAUAAAGAUGUGAAUCUCC